GGGAGAAGGAGGCGGGUGGACACUGUGAUGCUGCUGUGUGUUAUCCACUGCCUCUGGUUUGUCUUUCCCAGUCCACGCAGCGGGGCUUCUCCACCCUCCUCUGCCUCCUCCGGCUUGGAAUCUGUCAUUGACGCCCUGCAACCUCGCGGAUCUUCAGCCUCGGAUUCGGACUGGAGCCAUGCGCACGGCGACGUUUCUGCGUGGGUCCGCGCAGUGACAGCCAGCCGCGGGGGAUGGAGCACUUGUCUUCACAUUCCUGCAGAAGCAACCGACGGUGAUAUAGCGGGGAGAGGCUGCGGUGUGGACAAAACAACAUCAUAUAUACGCAGCGUCUUAUCCGACGAGGGAGAUUGCUUCUUGUUACCAGAGGUGUCGCCUUGCGUUUCAUCCUCAACAAUGGGGGAACAGCCCAUCUACAGCACGCGGGCCCACGUCUUUCAAAUUGACCCCAACACCAAGAAGAACUGGCUGCCUACCAGCAAGCACGCCGUUACAGUGUCCUACUUCUAUGACAGCACGCGCAAUGUCUACCGCAUCAUCAGCCUGGAUGGAACCAAGGCAAUAAUUAACAGCACCAUCAGCCCCAACAUGACGUUCACAAAGACCUCCCAGAAGUUUGGCCAGUGGGCGGACAGUCGAGCAAACACCGUCUACGGCCUGGGUUUCUCCACCGAGCAUCAUCUGUCCAAGUUUGCGGAGAAGUUUGCAGAAUAUAAAGAAGCAGCGCGACUUGCUAAAGAGAAAAGUCAAGAAAAGAUGGAAAUGGCCACCUCACCCUCGCAGGAGUCUCCAGCCGGGGAGCUCUCAUCACCUUUGACUCCUGUAACUCCGCCCAUGGAAAACAUCAACGGCACAGACGAAAUCUGCGACACGACCCCAAACUCUGACUCCAGACCUGAACCGUCGCAGAACGCGCUGGCCUUCGCUCAUAGCCCAGCGAUGACAAAACACUGGGAAGCUGAGUUGGAGGCGCUAAAGGGGAACAAUGCCAAGCUAACAGCAGCGCUGUUGGAGUCCACUGCCAACGUCAAACAGUGGAAACAACAACUGGCUGCCUACCAGGAAGAGGCCGAGAGACUACACAAACGAGUGACGGAACUCGAAUGCCAGAGCAACCAAAGCCCGGCCAUCAAGUCCCAGAAGACAGAACUCAACCAAACUAUAGAAGAGCUGGAGGCAACCCUGAGGGAAAAAGAAGAGGAAAUGGAAAAGCUGAAAGAAGAAUUGGAAAACAUGAAUGACCUGAUGGAGCAGAAAGACACCCUGGCCCAGAAACUGGAGGAGACGGAGCUCCGCAGUCGGGUGCUGGAGCAGCAGCUGGCGGGGGCCGAGCAGCGAAUGGAGGAAAAUCAAGAGGAGCAGGAGAACUUUAGGAAGAGUCUUCGAACGCUACUGGAGCUGCUGGACGGCAAGAUCUUCGAGCUGACCGAGCUCAGAGACACAUUGGCCCGACUCAUAGAAGAAGCCAGCUAAGAGAAGGAGCUGCCACACGUCUUCGUUACAGAGCCAUACGACCAUUCAUCCGACCUUCCACACGCACCGCGGGCAUAUUGAAGUUGGGAGCCAGCAGAAAUCUGAUUGCUCCCCUCGUAAUGGCAACAUGAGCCUCAUCUUUGCCCUCUCAUUGAAUCUGCGAAUCAUUCAGGCCUAAAAUUGAACUACAAAUAAGAUGACGGCUUUCUUUUUGCAAUCUUAAAACAAAGAACAACAUAAUCCGGUACUUCAUUGGACGAUUUUUAAUUGAAAAAAAGAACAAACGAUACACAGAUUCUCCCUGACUCCGUGCUGGAAGAGAUCGUUUAGCCCCUAAGCUAAUUACAAACUACUCUCACAUGCCCACCUGCACACCCCUGCCCUCCCACUUAACAACUGUGCCUCAGUGCCAUCUGUUGUUUGACUGCUAAAACUACACCACAUCACAGCUUGCAGCAGCGCAUCACCCACUCGCCCCUGACAAACGUGGAAAGUCAUGUGGAAAUAAUUGCUGUUAAGACUCUUGAAAAAAUGUCGCCAAAGCUGCCAAAUCUCCUCAAACAGUGUCCUCUCACCACAUUGGUUCAAAGUGACUCCACUGUACAGGGAAGCAAACAAAGUGUCACACUACCCGAGAAUUAAAAGGACGACUUUUCAGAAAAAAUACAGAGGAUCGAAGAUGUUUCUGGACGCACAAAGCUGUCACCAAACUGCGUUACAAUAAGCUGAUCCGCCACUUACAGAACUUACAUCCCCUGUGACAGCAGUGACUUUUUAUAUGGAAAAAAUCAGUGGGGCCUUCACCUUUUACAGUCUAAUUGUAAGUGAGAAGUUGGAUUAUUGGGCAGAAUUUUUGGAGUUCGGCAUACCCAAGCUCACUUGUACCUCAAAUUUACUCAUAAAUCAAGAUAGCUACCCCUCAAUGAUUACACAUAGACUUCACUAUCAGUUGACGAGAAAGCUCGGACAGACAUUGCGCCAUGGCUUUCUGUAGGGGGCCGGGCCAGGCAGAGCGUCGCGGAAGCUUUCACUGCGAUAAACUAAAAAACACUCUGCGUUUUAACGCCGGAUUUAGAUGGAAACAAGACGAAAGUUGUAGUGCAUACAAGCAGGCAAGAGUGUCUCGAGAGUGAUUUGGUCGAUGAUUUAAUGUCAUUAUUAUAUAGUGUGGGGCAGAGCAACUUGCUUAUUUAAAUUUGGCGCCCUGAAGUGAUGGUUGCUCUGAGGACGGUAGGGAUUGACCUAAUUGAGAGGAUGGGGCUUAAAGUUUUGGUUCUUAACGUGCGUUAUUUGUAGGGUUGUUCCGAUCAUGUUUUUUUUCUCCCGAUCGUUUUAGUUUGAGUAUCUGCCGAUCCAGAUAUUUCCCGAUCCGAUUGCUUUUUUUUGCUCCGUUUGUCCCUAAUAGGAAAUGAAUGGAAAUCGUGUACGAAGGAGAUGUUUACAGAGCUAAACCUACCAAUUCUCUCUGAAAAUGAUGUGCCUGGGGCCAAAUUGACUGGCAAAGAUGUGGAAGAACAUAAAAAUGUUCAGUUAAAGAGAUGGCUUUAGUGUCGAAGGCUGAAAAAGACGAAAAAAACGAGCCGACCUAAGCAUAGCUUUAGUUUUUUUUAUCGACGCGACUGACAAUGACAUUCUCCUGUUUCAACAAAGCUAUCCGUUACCAUCAGCCCUGUCUUUCUUAUAUAUAUCCUCUGGUUGUCCUACGUCUCUUACCGUUCUUGGGGGUAAUUUAGUUAGCUUUGUGUAGCGAUCGCAAAUGCUACUCAGUGACUUUUUUCAUUGAUAACACAUCUUAAUCCUAUAAUUUAUUUACACUUCCCCCUUACUAAAGUUGUUUAUAUAUAUAUAUAUAUAUAUAUACAGAAACGGUAACAGUGGCAGUCAGAUACCAUUGUAAUUCUUUUCAGGUCAUUCAUUGUCAGACAGAAGCAGUACGGCACAACGUCACGCAAAAAAAAAAAAGUUAAAAAUAUAAAAAUGGCUUACCUCUUUGUCCUCUGAAAGACCAUGCCAACCCAACAUAAUGUUUACUGCAUAUGAAACCGAGCUGGUGUUAAAGUCCGCGCAAGUUGAUUCGGUCUUCACAUUUUUUCCUCCCGAGUUUUUGGUUUCCGGAAACGUAUGAAGAAAACAUCCUUCAUGUGUCGUAAUGUCUAGAAUCGUUUCUACAAGUUCCAAAAAAGCAAUGCGUGAUCGGCAUGUUCGUUUUUGAAAGAUUACUGGAGAAAAGUAGCACUAAUUGUGUUGUGUCAAUGCAAGGGCGGGUCUAUAAUGUCCCACUUCGGCUUUACUUCCACUUUACGAUGCGACGUCACGGUCUAAAAAUAGCCUGCGUGCGGUACGCCAUUACAGGCCUCUAAUAUUUUCAAGUUGGAGAACUUGUGCAAUUAGUGGUUGACUAAAUACUUAUUUGCCCCACUGUAUACAGUUGUGGUCAAAAGUUUACAUACACCUGUGAAGAACAUAUUGUCAUGGCUCUCUUGAGUUUCCAGUUAUUUCUACAACUCUGAUUUUUCUCCGAUACAGUGAUUGGAACAGAUACUUCUUUGUCACAAAAAACAUUCAUGAAGUUUGGUUCUUUUAUGUCUUCAUUAUGGGUUAACAGAAAAAGUGAUCAAAUCUGCUGGGUCUAAAAUAUACAUACAGUAACACGAAUUAGCAAUUUCUUGUGAGUGAUUAUUGACAUGAACAAUCAUUGACUUGAACAAGUCAGGAAAGUCACUUGGAGCCAUUUCAAAGCAGCUGCAGGUCCCAAGAGCAACAGUGCAAACAAUUGUUUGUAAGUAUAAAGUGCAUGGCACUGUUUUGUCACUGCCACGAUCAGGAAGAAAACGCAAGCUAUCACCUGCUGCUGAGAGAAAAUUGGUCAGGAGGGUGAAGAUUCAACCAAGAAUCACCAAAAAGCAGAUCUGCCAAGAAUUAGAAGCUGCUGGAACACAGGUGUCAGUGUCCACAGUCAAGCGUGUUUUGCAUCUCCAUGGACUGAGAGGCUGCCGUGCAAGAAGGAAGCCCUUGCUCCAAAAGCGGCACCUUAAGGCUCGAAUGAAGUUUGCUGCUGAUCACAUGGACAAAGAUAAGACCUUCUGGAGGAAAGUUCUGUGGUAAAAAUCGAGCUGUUUGGCCACAAUGCCCAGCAAUAUGUUUGGAGGAGAAAAGGUGAGGCCUUUAACCACAAGUACACCAUGCCUACCGUCAAGCACGGUGGUGUUAGUAUUGUGCUGUGGGGCUGUUUUGCUGCCAAUGGAACUGGUGCUUUACCGAGAGUAAAUGGGAUAAUGAAGAAGGAUGAUUACCUUCAAAUUCUUCAAGAUAACCUAACGUCAUCAGCCCGAAGAUUGGGUCUUGGACGCAGUUGGGUGUUCCAACAGGACAAUGACCCCAAACACACAUCAAAAGUUGUAAUGGAAUGGCUAAAUCAGGCUGGAAUUAAGGUUUUCAAAUGGUCUUCCCAAAGUCCCAUUGAGAACUUGUGGACAAUGCUGAAGAAACAAGUCCACGUCAGAAAGCCAUCAAAUUUAACUGAACUGCACCAAUUCUGUCAAGAGGAGUGGUCAAAGAUUCAACCAGAAGCUUGCCAGAGGCUUGUGGAAAGCUACCAAAAGCUCCUAAUUGAAGUGAAAAUGGCCAAGGGACAUGUUACCAAAUAUUAGCGCUACUGUAUGUAUAUUUUUGACCCAGCAGAUUUGAUCACUUUUUUCUGUUCACCCAUAAUAAAGUCAUAA
Molecule: messenger RNA, 5195 nt
Organism: Corythoichthys intestinalis (scribbled pipefish)
Lineage: Eukaryota; Metazoa; Chordata; Actinopteri; Syngnathiformes; Syngnathidae
Gene: homer1b
Product: homer scaffold protein 1b
Exons: 9
Coding region: 28-1473 (481 amino acids)
Biological process (GO): regulation of store-operated calcium entry; G protein-coupled glutamate receptor signaling pathway
Cellular component (GO): postsynaptic density; dendrite; cytoplasm
Molecular function (GO): G protein-coupled glutamate receptor binding
Source: RefSeq, a predicted model, not a curated record